AUGAGCCCUCACGCCAACGUCGCCAACGGCGCCGCCCUCGAAGAAAUCUCCGACGCUGUCGACAACGUCAACGUUCUCAAACAGAACCUCAAGGAAAAGGCCCAGGCCGAGAAAGACCUCUACGAGGAGUCCGAGUUCGACAAGGAAAAGGACAAGACCCAGUUCCGCCAGUACGAGGACGCCUGCGACCGCGUCAAGAACUUCUACAAGGAACAGCACACCAAGCAGACAGUCGCCUACAACCUCAAGGCCCGCAAUGAUUUCCACUCCAAGACCCGCGCCGAGAUGUCCGUCUGGGACGCCAUGGAGAAGCUCAACACCCUGAUCGACGAAAGUGACCCUGACACCUCCCUCUCCCAGAUCGACCACUUGCUACAGUCCGCCGAGGCCAUCCGCCGCGAUGGCAAGCCCCGCUGGAUGCAGCUGACCGGUCUCAUCCACGACCUGGGCAAGCUGCUCUUCUUCUACGAUGCCCGCGGCCAGUGGGACGUCGUCGGCGACACAUUCCCCGUCGGCUGCGGGUUCGACGAGCGCAUCAUCUACGGCACCGAGUCAUUCGAGGAUAACGAGGACUUCGGCCACCCUAUCUACUCUACCCCCAACGGCAUCUACAACCCAGGCUGCGGGCUCGACAAUGUCAUGCUCUCAUGGGGCCACGACGAGUAUCUCUACCACGUUGUCAAGGAGCAGUCGACCCUCCCCGACGAGGCCCUCGCCAUGAUCCGGUACCACUCAUUCUACCCGUGGCACAACGCCGGUGCGUACCGGCACCUGAUGAACGAGAAGGACGAGGAGAUGCUCAAGGCUGUGAAGGCUUUCAACCCGUAUGAUCUGUACAGCAAGAGCGACGACGUCCCGACGGUCGAGGAGCUGAAGCCUUACUACUUCGACCUGAUUGAUGAGUUCUUCCCUACCAAGAUCAUCAAGUGGUAG
This is a messenger RNA of Aspergillus puulaauensis, 933 nucleotides long. Its product is annotated as inositol oxygenase. Bases 1 to 933 code for a protein of 310 amino acids. Gene Ontology annotation, molecular function: inositol oxygenase activity; iron ion binding. Gene Ontology annotation, biological process: inositol catabolic process. Gene Ontology annotation, cellular component: cytoplasm. The transcript has a single exon. NCBI's taxonomy places the organism in Eukaryota, Fungi, Ascomycota, Eurotiomycetes, Eurotiales, Aspergillaceae. The record is from RefSeq and is a predicted model, not a curated record.